AACCCCAUGUGUCUCACAUGCAUGCAGCCCUCCUACCAAUUCUGACUCACCUCUCUGCUCCUCUAUGUUUCAUCACUGCUCACAUCCGCAACCUCAUUUUCCUCAACGAAAUCCCUGAAUUCCCCCACCACAAACCAAGAACCCCAAUUUUUUCUGACAUGAUUGCAUACUAUCUAUCCAAGACCCACCAUCAACCUCGUAAAUUGUUCUGAUUACUUACGUACUUUCUUAACUUGUUCUAGUUUCUUCGGUACGAAUUUCCUCACCGCCAUUGACGUCUACUUAAUCACCACCAACACAAAAGCAAACUCUUUGGGUUAAUUGCACAGAAAGACAAAAUAGAAUGGUGGAUUUUCAUGGCGAAAUCGGGCCACCGAGUCCGACCAGCUCCGUGGAGUUGCAGGAUGUUAGCGAGGAUGAAGGAAUUAGCUACGAUGAUCUCAAGCAGCGGAUGUGGAAGGACCGCAUGCGCAUGCAGAAGCUUAAGGCCAAGCGCGACGUCGACGUGCCGCCGUCCGCGGCCAAGCUCGAGCAAUCGCGGCGGAAGAAAAUGUCCAGGGCCCAAGACGCAAUCCUGAAGUACAUGGUCAAGAUCAUGGAAGUUUGCAAUGCUCAGGGAUUCGUGUACGGCAUCGUGUCGGAGAAAGGGAAGCCGGUCACGGGCUCGUCGGAUAGUCUGCGGGAGUGGUGGAAAGAAAAGGUUAGAUUCGACCAGCACGCCCCGGCGGCCAUCGCUGCAUUCUUGCCCAAGAUUGUGGAAGAAGCCGCCGCCGCCGCCGCCGCAGACUUCGAGUUGGAUCCCACCUCGUAUAUGCAUUUGCUUGAAGAAUUGCAGGACACAACUCUGGGUUCCCUCCUUUCUGCCCUGAUGCAGCACUGUGUGCCCCCGCAGCGGCGGUUCCCGCUUGAGAGAGGGCUUCCGCCGCCGUGGUGGCCGAAAGGUAAUGAGCUCUGGUGGGGCGACCAAGGAUUGGCGCAUGAACACGGGCCGCCGCCGUACCGGAAGCCCCAUGAUCUGAAGAAGGCCUGGAAGGUCACUGUCCUGGCUGCAGUCAUCAAACACAUGGCCCCGAAUCUAAGCAGGAUGAGAAGGGUUGUGAGUCAGUCCAAGACUCUUCAGGACAAGAUGACUGCAAGAGACACAGCUACUUGGUCUAAGGUUGUGAAUCAAGAAGAAGUCCUUCUGAAGCUCACUGAGAAAGCACUCAGAAUUACAGAAGAGAACGAAGAUGAUCAACAGAAGACAGGAGGUCAAACUGAAUCAAAUUUGAUCGGCAGUGGUGAGAAGAGGAAGUGCAGCUUCGAUCCAGAAACGACGUUCGAUCCUCUCUAAACUUGCCAGAACUCCAAGUGCCCAAAUAGUUGCAUAGAAUGGGCGUUUUCUGACAAGACUUCAAGAACUAAUCACGAGACGUGGAUGUGUAUUUACAGGGACAAUGAUGUUGUUCAAAACGGGCAAGAAAUUGUUGGUGGGAUUCUUGAAAAACAGCUAAGUUUCGUUCAUGCUGAAGAGAGGGAAAUGCAGCCGAGUGAUUUGAUACAGAUGACACAGGAAAAGGGCAGCCAUGUCUUCAACGAAGGUGGAGAAGAGGCGCCUGGUGAGGUGACUGAACAGUUGCCGUUGGAUCCGGGAAUUUAUUGGGAUGUGAUUGCACAGCUGCCGUUGGAUCCGGCUUGUGGCAACAUGGAUUUGAAUGCUAAGCCUUUUGAGGAGUUAUUAAACGAGGAACCUGCAACUUCUGUCUGGGACUUGGCUUAUCCGGACAUGUAGGAGCCACCGGAAACUGCUUGCCGUACAGUACAGAUGGGAAAUUCUAGUUCAUAUAAACCGCCAAUGUGAACGAAUCACAUGAUAUGUGAAUUGCAUUUACACAUAUGAUUGAUUCGGUUCAAUCAAUCUUAAUUUAGAUAAAUUUUUUUCCAUAAAUUAGCAUAAUGAACCUGAUUUUCCUCUUUUUCUCUCGUCCUGUUGG
This is a messenger RNA of Sesamum indicum (sesame), 1973 nucleotides long. RefSeq names its product putative ETHYLENE INSENSITIVE 3-like 4 protein. Lineage: Eukaryota; Viridiplantae; Streptophyta; Magnoliopsida; Lamiales; Pedaliaceae. Gene Ontology annotation, cellular component: nucleus. The record is from RefSeq and is a predicted model, not a curated record. Gene Ontology annotation, molecular function: DNA-binding transcription factor activity; DNA binding.